GGCCGCCAUCUUGCUUUGCGGUGCUGGUAUUUAGAGCGCAGCGCCUGACUGGCGGGGUCGCCUUCCCAUCCGCUGCCUCGACGAUCUUCGCUUGCCUCCUCGCUCGCUGUCCCGUUGUCCUAGCUCGCCGCCGCCCGCUGAGCUUGUCUUUUCCCUGCUUGCAGACAUGGCUGACAUCAAGAACAACCCCGAAUAUUCUUCGUUUUUCGGUGUCAUGGGCGCCUCGUCCGCCAUGGUCUUCAGCGUUCUUUUUCUGCACCCAGCUUCUAGGAUCUCUUGUAUGAAGACCUUGCAUGUGCUAAAGCUGGCCAACAGCCAUGGGAGCCGCCUAUGGCACAGCCAAGAGUGGCACUGGCAUCGCAGCCAUGUCAGUCAUGAGGCCAGAGCUGAUCAUGAAGUCCAUCAUCCCAGUGGUUAUGGCUGGGAUCAUCGCCAUCUACGGCCUGGUGGUGGCAGUACUUAUCGCUAACUCCCUGACUGAUGGCAUCACCCUCUACAGGAGUUUUCUUCAACUGGGUGCUGGCCUGAGUGUGGGGCUGAGUGGCCUGGCUGCUGGCUUUGCCAUUGGCAUCGUCGGAGAUGCUGGUGUUCGGGGCACUGCCCAGCAGCCUCGACUGUUCGUGGGCAUGAUCCUGAUCCUCAUCUUUGCGGAGGUGCUUGGCCUCUACGGUCUCAUCGUGGCCCUAAUCCUCUCCACAAAGUAGUCCUUUUCCACCAUCAGUCACAGGAUAGGAUGUAAAGAUCACCCCUCCUCAUUCCAGAACGAACAGCCUGACACAUGCACGGGCAGCUGCCCCUCAGUAGUUGGUCUUGUAAAUGUGCAGUGUCCUAGUGCCCAUUGUCUGUCGCCCCCGCCUUGCCCCUACUGCACCGUGCUGUGGACAUACGGGCCCACUCAUCUCCCACCCAGGCCCCUGACCAGUGACGAAGUCAGCCUCUGGUUACCCCACCCAUCGCCCUAGAGUGCUCCUGUGUAUAAGAAUGAACUAGAGUUGUCAUUUUUCUCUUCACUGGAUGUUUAUUUAUAAAAGAUUUGACCUAUUCAUGCGUCUGUGGAGCAGCUCCUGUCUCCCAACUAUAUAGUAAUCAUUAGUAGACUGUUGCCUUGUGGGGUUCCUGUUGCUGAGACUCCUUGGAUGGAGCCACCCUUCCCCCUGCCCUGAACAGCCAGGGUGGAGGAUAGAGUGCUACUGCUCCUCAGAGCUGGCUCCCAGCUGUGUCCAAUAAAAGUUCUCGGAUGUGA
This is a messenger RNA of Mus musculus (house mouse), 1243 nucleotides long. It is a transcript of the gene Atp6v0c, whose product is annotated as ATPase, H+ transporting, lysosomal V0 subunit C. Gene Ontology annotation, cellular component: proton-transporting two-sector ATPase complex, proton-transporting domain; synaptic vesicle membrane; lysosomal proton-transporting V-type ATPase complex. The coding region runs from base 318 to 704 and encodes 128 amino acids. The transcript has 4 exons. Gene Ontology annotation, molecular function: ubiquitin protein ligase binding; guanyl nucleotide exchange factor activator activity; proton transmembrane transporter activity. NCBI's taxonomy places the organism in Eukaryota, Metazoa, Chordata, Mammalia, Rodentia, Muridae. Gene Ontology annotation, biological process: cellular response to amino acid stimulus; proton transmembrane transport; positive regulation of TORC1 signaling. The record is from RefSeq and is marked validated.